Messenger RNA from Botrytis byssoidea, 914 nucleotides. RefSeq lists its product as uncharacterized. The record is from RefSeq and is a predicted model, not a curated record. The transcript has 2 exons. NCBI's taxonomy places the organism in Eukaryota, Fungi, Ascomycota, Leotiomycetes, Helotiales, Sclerotiniaceae. The coding region runs from base 1 to 678 and encodes 225 amino acids.
AUGGAAUCCCCGGAAUAUCUCAAAUCGCCCCUCUUGGGUACAGGGUCGGAGAGCGGCGAUUCCACGCUGUUUUCAUCCCAGGAGUACGAGCGCCAGAAAAAGCCGCGAGCAAAAGUGAGCUGGUACACUUACAUUGUGUUGUCGGCAACAAUUAUAUUGGCAUGGACAUCCGGACUCCUUUUGUACAAUCAUUACACAACUACCUCCCCUUAUGCUCUGACUCACCGAGGAGAAUGCGGGUGGUCGGUCGCAGAAGCAAAAGCAAACGGUUGCGUUUUCGAUAUUAUGAUGUCCUCGUGGCUACCCAAGCCAUGUUAUGAUAAAGAGCUCUCGGAUCGAUACCUCGUCGUUAACAACUUCACAUUUUGGGAGCACAGCAAGGGUACGGGUCAGCUUUCACAGGAAGAAGUGCAGAAAGGAGAAUUCGAUAUUAUCUUCACUCACGCCACAUAUCACACCCAGCACUGCCUUUUCCUCUGGGAAAAGCAAAUAAAAGCCGCAAACUCAAGACGUCCAGUCUUGGACUCAAUCACAAGAAGCCAGCAUCAUAUAGAGCAUUGUAUAAGAAUCCUCACCGCUCACACCGCCGAGAACUAUACUUCGACUGAGAAGGCAUUGUUUAAGACUGGAACGCCGAUUCACGUGAAGCCGCAGAACCAGAUAUGCUGGGAGGGUUGAAACUGCUUGUGGAGCAACUAUGAGAAGCUCCCCCAAAAGGGAAGUGCUGAUGUUGAUGCCUUUUUUUUGUAGUAGCUAUACAAUGGGAGUGAGUUGAAAGUUCUUGGCUAGAUUUAUUUUUGAGGCGAUAUUUCCCGCUUAACAUACAUUUACGAUUCAUUGGAAAUUUACCACAUUAGAAUCGUUGUGUUUACUCACGUACGUUCGACCAGAGCGGAAUUACUAGUCAAGUCUGC